AUGUGGUUUUUCUCUGCGUCUGCAGACAUGGCGGACUGAGCGGCGUCCUCGAGGCAGACGGUCCCGUCUGAGGCGGACGCCAGAGGACUGCGGUCUCACAUCAUGGUGGAUGCUGGCACAUCUUACAGGAUGAACCCGCUAGCUGCCCUCAGCAUUGACCGCAAUGCUCUGGUGGGGGAAAAUUAUCGCCCCCAUGGAGGAAUCUACUAUCAUGGCAUCCAUCCUCUUUCUGGUGAAAAGCCCCAGGAGUCCGGCAGUUCUCUCCCACUUGGCUAUGAUCUCCUGUAUAAACCAGAUGUAACUCUGUUGGAUGGCCAGAAAUCUGCAAAUGGAUAUGUUGGACUUUAUAAGAGCCCACCACCAGGGUUACAGAAACCCCUAGUUGUCCCUGCUGCAGGGGGUGAUGGUCUGGGGCUGGACCGCAGAGUUCUACCCAAUGACAAGCAGUCAGAACUGAGCCUGAAUGGUGCCGGCAGCUUCCUGAGAUUGCCAUGGAUCGGCCCUUAUGCAGAUGCAACAAUGUACCCGUUCUUGGACAUGGCAUACAAGGCCUCUUUCCUGUCCCAGCCGUCGCCCUUCAUUCAUCAGCAGCUGGCAUAUCAGUCUCUGUGUGCUGCUGGGGCAGGAAGCAGCACAACCAGGGAAGACAGACUUUUCUACCUGCCUCAUUAUGCCCCAGCCCAUAUCUCAUCCCAGCUGGGGCCCCCAAUAAGGAUCCAUACAGCCACUCCAACUCCUACUGUCCUUUCACCCUUACCCCACUGCCAGGACAAGGCCUUACAUGGUCUUGGCCCUCAGGUACAUCAGGAACAGUCUGCCUUCAGCACUAGUCCACAGAUCCCCCAAGAGCCCCAGCCUCAAUCUGUUCAUACUGAGCGACAGCAUGGCAGCAGUAGCACAAAGUCUGGUCAGUCCGCUUCCACCAAUAACACUCAUAAUAGCAAAAGUGAUGGAGGUAGCGGUGCCCCUGUUGACGGUUCAACUAGCACUGCUGCCUUAGAGUCACCCCCAGUUGCCCAUCCCCCAUGUUCAGUUCCCACAACCCAACCCCUCAGCAACACCACUACAGACCUCCAGAAGUCGCUUUACAGAAGCACCUCCUCAUCCUCAACCUCUCUUUCAGUAUCCCACCCAUUUUACAUGAGCAGCCUGAGCUCUAAGCACCGCUCUUCCGUGCACUCAGGCACCAAGAAAACCAAAGAUGCCAGCUCAGACUGCUGUAUUUCAGAGAAAUGUAUAUCACCUGCAAAUACAUCACUGGACAGAGCUGUACCUCAAAAGCCUGCCAAAAACCCUGGGGAAAAACCUUUGGAUCUGUCUGCCAAAGAGUUGGAGGGAUUCCCAAAUGGAUUCCCAUCCAAAUUAGAGGCCCUGUCAAAGUUGGGGUAUUUACCACCAUCACGUUAUGGGCUGCUAGCCAGUCAAGACCAGCACUUAAAGGAGGGUCUACCCACACCUGUUAGCACAUCAGCAAAGACUCCUGACCAUCUUGAAAUGAUCAGCACAGUUCCCUCCCCUUGGGUUGUUCCGGGUUCUUCCAUACUUGUCAGCUCUGAGCACAGCAGAGGCUCCAAGAUUAUAAAAAACAAGAGUGUAGAUCACCAUCCACAGCGUCAAAGAUCACCUGGGCCCACGGCAAUGGAGGUAACCAGUAUUCGCAGCCCUGACACAGAGGGAAGACCCUCUGCAUUAUCUCCUUCCCCAAAGUCCAAAGUUGAAUGGCCACGAGUUGAAUUUGACAAAGUUCCUCCAAACAGUAAAGGAGAAGUUCAUUCGUGCCCUGGAAAACAGAGUGAAAACAGAGCUAAGCCAGAGGCUCAGGAGAGCCAAUCUCAUCCACAACAGCAAGAGCCGUCACGUGUUGAAAAUGGAAACUCUUCCGGUCAAAUUUAUGGCGACUCGUAUCUCCCUCCUGGCUUAGGUUACACUAACCGCUACAUCCCAUACUCAGUUGCUGAGAAUAUGUCCUUGCAACGUAUGACCAUGCCAAGUAAAGGGCCUGUCUAUCCCCACACAGUCUUGCUUGGCAGCGGCAGCUUUUACCCCCCUCGCAUAGCACCAAAACAUGGCCUUCCACAUGGAGUACCUCCAAACCAGGGUGACUUUGUGACAUACCAGAAUUCCCGGGGGGUUGCCGCCCCACCUGUUUCCUCACAGCCAGAUCUUGACCGACCUGAGACUCAGGAUAAAACCUGGAAUGCUCAACCAUACAGGAAUCAGGAAAGACCGGAUGCUGACCGAUCUCACAAGAGUGACAGUGAAAGAGACAAGUCCACAAACCAAACCAUAAAGGCUUCAAGCAAAAGCCUCUCUUCUGCCAGGGAUGAUGUAGUUUUUAUUGACCUGGUGCGUGAUGAGGCAGAUGAUGAUUUGUCCACCAAUAAGCACAGCUCCUUAUCUAACAGAAGAGAAGAUUCCUCCAAGCGUGGUGGCAGUGGCUGUAACCAUAUCCAAGAAAGACAGCAAUGGCCUCCAAAAGCCCUCCCUGUCAGCCAGGCUGCAGAACAGAGACAAGGCUUACUGCCCCAUGUGUCCCAACCACAACCUCCUCAUCACAACUCUUCUUCACAUCCUUCCUCUCAUGAGAAGAACUCAGAGGAGAUCCCGGGAGACGAGGAGCCACUUAGUCCAUUUCCGGACAUACCAGAGGAGCAGACGAUGCGCUGUGCCCGAACUUCUCCACAGCAAUUCGACAGAAAAUGUAAAACUGGAGCCUCUGAUAGCGCUGGGGACUUGAUAAGUGCCACAAAUGGUAGGAACAAUGGCGUUGAUGACAAGAGCACUAAUAAUGAAGCUAAAUCAGAGGCCUCAACCAAUAAAAAUAUUAACCCUGAGCAAACCCCUUCCAGAAAUGAUAAGUCAUUGGGUCUUUUUAGCAAAGAAAAUGUUUCUAGUGACUCUAACAAUUCCAACAGCCCAGUUUGCAGCAGUCAGGGACUGACAUGUAGAGAUUUCAGCCCAAAGGUCCCAGCAUGCAGGAGUUUAAAUCCCAGGGUUCCAGCUGGAGGAGUUAUGAACACCAGGGCUCCACUGAGUGUUCACAUCAACCCAAGAAGUCCCACAUCUAACAGCGGAGAUGGACAUAGUCCAAAUUUUGUCAGAAAUUUUGUGGGCCCAUGUUGCAGAAAUCUGGCUCUGAGGACUCCAACUUGUGAACCCAGAAUUUUCAGUGGCCCAGCUCAUGGAAAUAGGAAUCCUGUGACUCCUAACUGCAAGAGCAUCACUCCCAGAUUUACCAAUUGUGAAAACCACAAUGCUGUGCCCCCAGUUUGUGGAAACAUCACUCUCAGAGCUCCUGCAUGUGGAAAGAACUGUUAUAGUUGUCCAAAUUGUGGAAAUUCGCUCUCAAAAGGCCAAUCUUACCAGACCAAUAACCAGACCUGUUUAAAUAACAAUCCCAUGGUCCCCACAUAUGAAAACAAUUUUUCUCUGGGCUCAACCUGUCGGGACCUUUCACCUAGCAAUCAUACCAAUGCAGGCUUUAACUUGGUGCUGGCAGAUCUGACCCCAGAAUCAGUUAACAAAGACAUAAAAUAUGAAGGCUUUUCCUCCAAUGAGACACAGCCCAGGAGAGAGAUGCCAAACUCUGCCCUCACCACUGCUGGCUGUGGAGAUGGGAAGAAAGACAUCCAGGACGGGAUGGAUCCCCUGGCAGAUGACGAUGAGGGCCCUGGCUGCUCCAAGAACCGGCUCUCCGGCCUCACCAAACGCAUCGCCAACUCAUCCGGCUACGUGGGCGACCGCUUUAAAUGUGUGACCACGGAGCUUUACGCUGACUCGAGCAAGCUGAGCAGAGAACAGAGAGCACUCCAGCGUGCCAUGCUGCGUUUCUCCGAGCUGGAGCUGAAGGAGAAAAGCGAGGGGAGGCGAGGAGGAGGAGGAGGAGGAAAAACUCCCUCUGCAGCCGCUGCUGAGGCACAGAGAGGUUUUCAUCCAUCCUGCUCUCACAGUCGCCUCCCCAUCCCGCCGCUGUGCCGCCGCUCCGACAACCUCCCUGUCCUUCGAGAGAAGGAUGACGAGUCAGUGGUGGAGGAGAAGAAGAACGAAGAGGAAGAAGGAGGUCUGCAGGAGGAGAAGAAGAAAGAGGAGAGGGGUUUUCUCUCACAGCCACAAAAACAACAGUUUCUGCCCACAGCCAGAGGCCUGUUUCAGGGAAACGCCUCCAUGCCGGGACUCAGAGGUUCGACUCUCAGCAUGACGAUCAACCGGAGGCGUAUCUUCAGUCUGGAGCCUUUCCACCAGAGCAGCAUCAUCAGCAGCCGCUUGAAGAGAGGGAGGGAGGAGGAAGGGGAUGAAGAGAGGGAGAAGGAUGGCAGGAUGGGAAACCACAACAAGAAAACCAAGUUAACCACCGACUCAGCCCUGGAGGACGUGAGGAAGCUGAAGGUUUGCAUUGAGCUGAACGGCCUCAAACUUAGCAAGCCCCGCUUCCCCGGGGAGCUCAGCCAAUGGCUGCCCUCCAGCCAGAGGUCGGCCGAGGUCGACAGGAAAUUCAGGAUGGACCUACCGGCCGUCAGGGGGAGGUCAGAGGUCAAUGGAGGCUGGUGUGACGGCACGUUUGUGAGGAGGGACGACCCGAGAGUUUUCCACAUGGUCCCGCCCUCCUCUCCCGCCCAUCUCACCCGGCAACCAUUCAGCCCCAGCCCCCGGCAACCCACCGCUGCAUCCUUCACCUCCCUCACCUCCUCCCGCCUCCAGGACAAGCAUCAGAAGUUGAGAGAGAGCCGCAGGGUCUGCAGUUUCCUCCCCUCAUUACCUCCUCUUCAUCCCUCCUCCUCCUCCUGCUCCUUACCCGACCCCCAUCCCUUCCACUGCCAUGACGAUGACCACACCAAGCCGAAGGGCAAGCGUCCCUGCAAGAUGAAGCACACGGGAGGAGAGACGGCCAGGGAGGAGGAGAGAGACGGGGGAGGAACUGACAAUGAGGAAAAGAGUGGAAAGAUCUCUCCAUCCGACCUGUAUCGCUCGCCCAGCCGUCGGCCUCCCUCUCCGCAGCACACACACCCCACCCGGCCCGUCCCUCCUGAAGUCCGACGGCUCAUUGUGAACAAAAAUGCCGGAGAGACGCUGCUGCAGCGCGCCGCCCGCCUGGGAUACGAGGAAGUGGUGCUGUACUGUCUGGAGCGGCGGAUCUGUGACGUCAACCAUCGAGACAAUGCCGGAUACUGCGCCCUGCACGAGGCCUGCGCCCGCGGCUGGCUGGGCAUCGUACGCCACCUGGUGGAGCACGGAGCUGACGUCAACUGCAGUGCUCAGGAUGGAACCAGGCCACUGCAUGACGCCGUGGAGAACGACCACGUGGAGGUGGUGCGUUUCCUGCUGGCCUGCGGCGCCGACCCCACCCUCACCUCGUACUCCGGACGUGGACCAAUCAACAUGACCCACAGCGCUGCCAUGGAAACCUUCCUGGAGGACUAUCUGUCCGACCUCCAGGGGAGGUCAGAGGGCGAUCCAGGGGUCUGCUGGGAGUUUUACGGCAGCUCAGUGUGCGAGCCGUCCAGCGACGGAGGAGUGUAUGACAUUCUCGCUGACCCGCCGGGGCCUGAGGAGGAGGAGGAGGAUGAAGAGGAGGACGAGGACGAGGAGCAGCGUGCCAGGAGAGAGGUGUUUGAGUUUGAGCUGUCCGACCGGCCGCUGCUCCCCUGCUACAACAUUCAGGUGUCGCUGUCCCAGGGCCCCAGGAACUGGCUCCUCCUGUCCAACGUCCUGGGUCGACUGCGAAUGACGUCUCGGUCUUUCCGGCGCCUCUUCCCGCAGCUCAACGUGCAGUCCAUUCCUGAGGACGAGUUCUACCGGCAGGCGUCUCUGUCGCAGCUCCUAACGGGUCCUGAUGAGCAGGAGCUGGCCUCCUUCAGGCCGGACAUCAGGGACCCUUUGGAGCUGGUGGAGGCCACCCCUGAGCUGGCCGGCAUGCUUGGCUCUUCCCUGGAGUUUGUGGACACUCGUUGGGACUCGCUGGAAGCUUCCCCACCUCCAACGCCACCCCCACUACCAUCACCAAGACCAUCACAAAGAUUGUCAAUAAGAACUCCACAAUGUUUGCGACCGUUAUUACCUCCACAACAACAGCGGGGAACAGAAGUUAGCACUAAAGUGGACUACAUGUUGCAAAACAGGGGACCAGGGUCUGGACAAUUCCAAGGACUUAAAAAUCUGGGAUAUUCUACUUUGGCAGCUAAAAUAGAAACCAGAAUGGAUGCUAGCAUGUGGGAACCGCAACAGAUCGGAAGUAAAAAAGCUGGGGUUCCUAUUCCUGCAAAGCCAAAUGUGACAAUGAAUGCUAACAUGUGGGAACAGCAAAGACAACAAAGUAGGAAUAUUACAAUUGCUAAUUCUGUUAAUGCACAAUCUAAAAUUGACUCUAGCAUGUGGGAACCACAAAGACAACAAAAUAAGAAUACUUGGAUCCCUAAUUCUACUAAUUUGGACUCAAAGAUUGACUCUAGCGUGUGGGAACAACAACGACAGCAUGGUCAGGAUACUGGGAUCGCUAGUUCUGAUAAUCCAGACUCUAAAAUGCACUCUAACAUGUGGGAACAAGAACAGCGAGGAAAUAAAUCAGCCAACACUCCUAUCAAGUCUGAUGUGGCGGUUGGUGUUGGCAUGUGGGAACCACUGCGACUACGAAGUAGAAGCGCUGUGAAUUCUGACGCCAAGACGGACGCUGCCCCAUCAGAGCCACAACAAAUCCAAAAUAAGAACACUGCUUAUCCAGCAAACUCAGACGAUACAGCGGAUGUUAACGCAUGGAAACGACAAAAUCAAGGGAGUAAGACUGACAGGGUUUUGGACUCCACAAACCCAGGUAGUUCAAUUGAUGGUAGUGCUUGGGAAACUCAACGACUCCGAAAUAAGAAUGCAGGAACCACCAGCCCUGGGAAGCCAAACGCUCCGGUGGAUGCUAACACAUGGGAACGCCAGGGAAUAAAGAGAGUGGCUUGCAACAGCACAGCGCCCAAAAAAGAUGCUAAUUCCUGUGAAAACCAAGGUCAAGGAGGUAAGACCAUAAAGAUGGACGCUGCCUGGCAAAGGAACUUGGGCAACGUCAGAGUCCACAUCAGGGAUCUUGGGAUGAGAGUGGGGGGAGGUGCUAUCCGAACAGACGUAAAGAAAGAGCAAGGGAAGGCUGCUGGGAAGGGCGCCAGGGUUAAAACGAGGUCAUGACAACACAAUGUAACCAGGGAAAUGAGAAGUCGUAAAUCCUGUUGACUUUAAAAAAGAGUUUGGGAGUCACACUGAGCUGGUGGAGUGAGAAAGAUCCUUUACCACCAGAGGAGUCAGAAGCAAUGCAGUAUUCCAUAAAGAAAAUGAGCGAUUUUACACAGAAUUGAAACAUGUAAAUGUUGUAGAGAUGUCAGUAUAUUUGGACAUUAAGGACAGUGACAAGGACAGUGACAAGGACAGUACAUUCUCUGCAGACAGAUGGUAACAGUCUCAUGUGUGUGCUAUAUGUAUACUGUAAAUAUGCGUCUUUUUUAUUUAUGAGUAUAAAUAUCACUGUUAAAUUUGUUCUUUGUAAAUGCAGUCUGGUGUAAAUAUGAUGCAGUUUCUGUUACGUGGUUUGUUGGUUGGGAGGUUGUUUGUUACCUUUGUGUGUACUUUUGUAUUCAGCAUCCUGUUGGCUUUCCUCACCAAAAUAUUU
This is a messenger RNA of Chelmon rostratus (copperband butterflyfish), 7642 nucleotides long. RefSeq names its product BCL-6 corepressor-like. NCBI's taxonomy places the organism in Eukaryota, Metazoa, Chordata, Actinopteri, Chaetodontiformes, Chaetodontidae. Gene Ontology annotation, cellular component: nucleus. Gene Ontology annotation, molecular function: transcription corepressor activity; protein binding. Gene Ontology annotation, biological process: negative regulation of transcription by RNA polymerase II. The transcript is spliced from 13 exons. The coding region runs from base 103 to 7164 and encodes 2353 amino acids. The record is from RefSeq and is a predicted model, not a curated record.